Molecule: messenger RNA, 2240 nt
Organism: Pseudopodoces humilis (Tibetan ground-tit)
Lineage: Eukaryota; Metazoa; Chordata; Aves; Passeriformes; Paridae
Gene: CD320
Product: CD320 molecule
Molecular function (GO): protein binding
Source: RefSeq, a predicted model, not a curated record
AUGGCCGGGCCGCGAUUGCUGCCACCGGGGCUCCCGGUGCUGCUGCUGGUGCUGCCGGUGCUGCCGCUCCCGGUGCUGCCGCUCCCGCCGCUCCCGCCAGGCACCGCUGCCCCGUCCCACUGCGGCCCGGAGCAGUUCCAGUGCGCGCCCGGCGCCCCCUGCUUCCCCCAGGACUGGCGCUGCGACGGCCACCCCGACUGUGAGGACGGCGGGGACGAGUGGGACUGCGGGACCGCGACCGCGGCGGAGCCGAGUCCCGGCGGCCCCGUGGUGACCUCGUCUAGGAGCUCGGCGGUGCCGCCCGCCAGCAGCGCAGAGCCUUCAGUUACACCUGAGCCUGAGGUCUCUGUGCCAUCAAGGAGUCCAGGUUACACAUGGAUCUUGAUUGUUGCAGAGCUCCUGAUUAUCCUGGUAGCUGCAGGUUCUGUUGCUGUGUGGGGUCUGUCCAAAGCAAAAUGCAGAUCUGACACCUUCAGUCUUGAAAAAGCAUCCAGGGAACAGCUGAUGCCUGACAAGAGCCAGAAAGGCUCCUUGCCCUGAAGGGGACCCUUAUUCCAAGGUGCGACUAGCCCGGUCUGUCUCCUGCUCACCACAGCCUGACUGAAUUGGACAUCAACUCUCAAAUCUGGGUUGUUACACUGGAAUACCAAGAAGAUGCUCCCUUUGUAAAUGAGUUUUAGAUUGUGGGACUGCCUUGGCUCCAGAAAUAGCACAGGACCUCCCCUGACGCUGUGACAUUAGCCCUCCCAAAGGUGGUAGGAAUGUCUCCAUUGCACUGCAUGACAGUUGUUACUGCUGAUGCCCACCACCAUGGCCUCGGGCCCGAAGAUGUUUUUCUCCUUGAAAUGCCAGGUGCUGUUCAGCUGUCUCCUUCCACUUCCAGCCAAGAGCCUUUUUUCAUCUGCCCCAUUCUUUCUCCUGGAUUUUGUCAGGAAACAGGAGCUUUCUCACCUAUUUCCAUAGGUACUCCCUGGCUGCACAGAUCAGACAAAUACUCCAUGUUUGCACUACUGUUUGAUGCUGCUCAGUCCCAUGCAUGGGAGGCCUUUACUGACAGUGCCACCAUGAGGGUGACAGUUGCUCUGGCUUUGCUGUGCUGUUACCUGAGCCCGCAUGGGGCAAGGAACUCCUCGGCCCUGGACUGGCAGCUCCUCUCACACUCCUUUCCACAAACAUCUCCACCCUUGGCAGACCUGCUCUGCCCACCCCAGUGCUGAGUGCUGCAUUGGGCUCCUCUCAACACUCUCAAUGGUGUCUUCCUUAAAACUGUUCUGACAUGAGUGAUGUCCCUUGAGGGUCGGUACUGGGACCAGUGCUAUUCCAUGUUUUUAUCAGUGAUGUGUAGAGUGGGAUCAAGUGGACCCUCAGCCAGUCUGAGGAUGAGACUGGGCUGAGGAGUGCAGCUGGGGAGGGGGAUGUCAUCCAGAGGGGUCUUCAGGCCCACAGGAAUCUCAUGAAGUUCGAUAAGGUCAAGUGCAAGGUCCUGCACCUUUGUUAGGGCAAACCCUGGAGAAGAGAUGGCUCCAGGGAGCCUUGUUGUGUCUUGUCCAUGUCUGAAGGGGAAUUGUAAGAAAGAUGGAGAGGGGUUUUUCACCAAGGCCUGUUAAGGACAAGGGGCAACAGAUACAAACUGACAGAGGUUUAGGUAGGACAUGAAGGAGGAUUUUAUGGUGAGGUCCUGGCACAGGUUGCCCAGAGCAGUUGUGACUGCCCCAUCCCUGGGACCAAGCUGGACAGGGCUCUGAGCAUCUUGGUCUAGUGGAGGUGUCCCUGGAAAUAAGUCAUGUCUUUGGUCUGACACUGUGUGGCACGUGGAGUCCCAGCCAAAGGACUCAGUGCUGCGCAGCUCUCAGAACUGACUGUGCAGGGGCAGAUUAGUGCCCAGUGCCUCUAGUUCAGCAUUGGCCACGUGCACCUUGCACAAGUGUUCACUAAGUGUGCCAAGCUGCUGCCUUGGCUGCUGACCUCUGUGCCUUGAAGGUGGGAACUUGGCUUGCCAAGCAGAUACCAGUCAUAAAUCUUGGAGUAGGAGUCUUCCGCUCCUGGAUAGCGUGUGAGUGCUGCCAUACCCCAUGAGAGAAACUUCUAUAUGUGGUGUGGAGUCCUGAGUUAUUCCAGGGCUGCUAUUUUUAGUACCAAGGAGUCAUUUGCAAGGGCACACACAACCUUCUGUUUCCAUAGGGGCAGGCAGAAAUAGCUGUGGUGACUGACACAGGAGAAUAAAAAAUGUGAAUUAACAA